This is a messenger RNA of Monopterus albus (swamp eel), 2475 nucleotides long. It is a transcript of the gene tmem30b, whose product is annotated as transmembrane protein 30B. Gene Ontology annotation, cellular component: plasma membrane; endoplasmic reticulum; Golgi apparatus. The coding region runs from base 561 to 1580 and encodes 339 amino acids. The record is from RefSeq and is a predicted model, not a curated record. Lineage: Eukaryota; Metazoa; Chordata; Actinopteri; Synbranchiformes; Synbranchidae. The transcript has 9 exons. Gene Ontology annotation, biological process: phospholipid translocation.
UUUGUGUUAGCCGAAGGGCGCAUUGUUCUUGACGGCGACUUGCAACACAUCUUCCAUUACUGGACUUAUUUUUUUAUCAAUACUGCAGCAAAGGUUGUGAAGUAAACAUAAAUUUGAAUCGCUUCUAAAUGUAUCUCCUUUAAUUUAUCUCACUGGACCAUGCUACAUUAGCUGACACCGCUAACAAUAGACCGUGGCUAGCACCAACAAUGGCACUGUAAAGUAGCAGGUGCGACCCAGUGAAAAAACACAGGCUCCACUCCCGAAGGGGUUUUUACUGAUAUGGAAUUACAGAUUAUCUUCCCAGGACCAAGGGCCACGAUUCUGAAAAAUAAAGUUUGAGAAAAGACAACACUGAUCCCAGAUCAGAGCAUUUCAGCUCUCCACCCAUUAACAUAGUCACAGUGACGUCAACUUUCGAAGAACAGGACGAACAAGAGCAGUGGGGCUAGGCAGGUAAAGGUGAUCUAUUCAGCCGCGCCUUUUUAAGGAAGCUUAUCGAAGUUUUGUUGACAACCCAAGUUUCUCCAUUUUAGCGUUCUAUCCAACAGAAAAAAAAGAUGGUGAAACAAAAGCAGGAGACAGCAAACCAGCCCGACAACACCGCCUUCACUCAGCAGAGGCUUCCGGCAUGGCAGCCAAUCAUCUCUGCUGGCAUUGUCAUCCCAGGGUUUCUCAUCAUAGGUCUGGCCUUUAUUGGCAUUGGUGUAGCGCUCUUUGUCACUUCGCAGAGCAUCCAAGUGUUGGAGAUGGACUACACUGGGGUAGACAAAACAUCACCAUGCAAUAGGUGCACUGAUCCAAAUGUGAAGAGCUGUUUGUGCCAAAUGGACUUCUCCAUUGACACUCUGUUUAAGGGGCCCGUGUUCUUUUAUUAUGGGUUGUCCAACUACUACCAGAACUUCAGAAAGUAUGGUGUGUCUAUAGAUUAUAACCAGCUGUUUGGAGACCUGUCAUACUUUACUUCUCCUAGUGAGAAGUGUUCACCGUAUCAGUAUGACAAUAACAACAAUCCAAUUGUACCAUGUGGAGCAAUGGCAAACAGCAUGUUCAGUGACACCUUCAAGCUGUUUCAGAUCGUCAAUGGAACAAACAAGGAAGUGCCCUUGGAUGGAAAAGGAAUUGCUUGGUGGACAGACUCCAACAUAAAAUACAGAAACCCCUCUGUCACACCUCUGCAGAUGGCCUUCAACAACACUGUGAAACCGUUACUUUGGGCAAAUCCUGCUUAUCAGUUGGAUCCCGCAGAUGCUAACAACAAUGGUUUCAUCAACCAAGAUUUCCUGGUGUGGAUGAGGAGGGCAGCCCUGCCAAAUUUCAGAAAGCUGUAUCGACGAAUCACUAGCGGGGAUUAUACACAGGGUCUGCCAGCUGGAAACUACACCCUUCAAAUUGCCUACAACUAUCCUGUUCUGAGCUUUGGGGGCAGAAAGACAGUGGUAUUCAGCAAUGUGUCCUGGAUGGGUGGCAAGAAUGAUUUUCUGGGCAUCGCUUAUCUUGUGAUUGGUUCAAUGUGUAUCAUCAUGUCCAUAGUUAUGCUCAUCGUCUAUGCUAAAUUCAGAUUCUCCGAGGAGGAAUAAUCACCUGUCCAUGAAUUGUAGCUGGAGUUUACCUACUUUAUUAACAAUGUUUUUCCUCAGUGAGAUGAUGAAAGCACAAAUCAGCUAUCACAUGAAGGUGGGGGGGUGGGGUGGGGUGGGGGGCUCUCCUGUGACUUUCGCUGCCUUUUUCCUGUCUGUUAUCACUUUGUGAAACAGGGCUUGAUACUGAGUUUUCCCACUGACUGCAAAAUAGGAACUGUCUUUCUGGACACUGGAUAUUUCUAAUCUUUGUACAUGUGGUUUAUCUGUAAGAACAUCUAUGAAAUUAGGCCCUUGCUCUUCUGAGUGCUGCACUGCAGUCAGCCAUUCACUGCCAGCAGAACAGCUGUAAAAGUAUUGUCUCCAGCAUCUCAUAUUCAGUAGGGAAAUGUCACUGUUCACAAGCCAAGUCCAAAGCCAUAUAAUGUUAAGUAUAUGGUACUGUAGAUUUCUGCUUUCUUAUUUCUACCAAGAUAAAGCAUCCACUAUCUAAUCCCGAGAGAUUCGGGUAGUACUAGAGUGAAGGCUGAAAAUUGUAUGAUGAAAAGAGACAUACUGUACAUUUGGUCCUUUGUAAAUUAUGAAAUGAGCAUUUCCAGUGAAGUAGCUUAGUUUAUGCAGCUUUGUCAUCUUUCCAGUACCUGGGAAUGAGUAUUGUAGGGUCUUUUCCUCAGGCUUAACAAUGACUAGUACUGUAUUUCUUAAACUUAUCUCCAUUUUCAGUCAGUGCAAUGUUUAAUGUUACUUAAUUCUGUAAAAUUACUACUGUAAAAUUAUAUGUGUGUAUGUAUGUGUAUAUAUAUAUAUAUAAUUUGGGAAUAUGGUGUAGAGGCAAUCCGAUCAUGUUGUUUUCUGUAUGCAGUUCAUUCUUUAGAACUCAUAUUGUAUUUCAUGU